This is a messenger RNA of Eriocheir sinensis (Chinese mitten crab), 949 nucleotides long. RefSeq lists its product as uncharacterized. The record is from RefSeq and is a predicted model, not a curated record. NCBI's taxonomy places the organism in Eukaryota, Metazoa, Arthropoda, Malacostraca, Decapoda, Varunidae.
AAUUGCAAAAAUAAUCUUCCUCGUGGGCAACUCAACAUACAAAAGCAAUUGUUAUCUUGAUAAAAGAAAACACGCUAUCAGAUAGGUACUUUUGUCAGCUUAUGAAUUCUCAGUUUUGUACUGUCAUCUAAGGAGUGAAGACGGUGUUUGUAGAGCAAAAGCAUUCAGCUGAAGGAAACAAAACUCAUCACCUGUGGUUGACAGUCGAUAUUAGAAUAAAGCUAACUGCAAAGAAAUUGGCGUCGAGCAGGAUGAGACGCAGCAAAUUUUCAAGAAUUGCACCAGCGACAGUGAUUAUGAUGGUCAUCCUAACCCUGAUCAUCCUUAAUGAAGAAGCCGUCAUCCUUGUCAUUCCUCAUUUUCCCAAGUCCCUGUCCUUCCUCACAUCGCAUAGAGAAGGAACCAUCUGUAAAUGCUUGAUUAGAUCAUGGCCCGACAGUGAGGUCACUGCUGCCUACCUGAACCUCUCACUGUCAUGGCUCAGCAACACUUCGACCAUCCAAGAUCUGAGGUCAAGACAUCCAAAUCUUCCCAUCGAGCUGCUUCAUGAUGGCAAACACAAGCGGUGCUCACUGCUCCCUACCCUCUUCAGCACUGAGUGGAGGAACAAACACUGGCAGCUUGCAGAUCUCGACGUUAACAGCAAAUUUUACCUUUAUUCAGCAUUCUUCGAUCCAGAAACAGAUGGUCAGACCUCUAUCAGGCUUCUUGGUGUAUAUAGAAGCAGAUUUCCAGCCUUUGCUUGGUGCCAUGUUUGGUUCAGCCCAGAGGCUCCACCACUCCUUGUGAAAGUAACCAACAAAGACUACCUUGACUAUCAAAGCAGAAGCAGUGGCCGUCAGAUGCCCUUCCUGCUAAGGUGCCCACUGCCACCAAAGACAACAGAUAUCCCUUUCGCCGUCUCCCUCACCGCAAAGCCCUGUGGAGAAGCCACCAAUCUGUUGAAGGU